AUGUAUAAAUACGAAUUUGGGAUCAAAGCAGCAAAGGCGCUGUUUGGCAAGAUUCCAGACGACUACAAGCUCUGUGAUCUCAGACGUGUAAGGAAUAAAAACUUUCGAGAUUCCGCCGACAAGGGGUUAAAUGAAGACGAUAGCGAGCUUAAUGAAGACGAUAACAAGCUAAAUGAAGACGGUGGCGAGCUGAAUGAAGGCGAUGGCGGAUUGAAUGGAGAAGAUGACGAAGUAAAUGGGGAUAGUGAAGACGUUGACAAAUCUAGUGCAGAGGAUUGGAUUUUUAUUGGAGAUGCAGAGAUGUACAACCGCAACGACAUUGUCGUAGCUGUAAUCACUAAGAGCUUUGGCGAUGAAACAGGCUCCAAGCGAUACAUCGGCUGCUUGAGUCACAUUUUCAGGAUCCCGCAAAGCAGAUUGUGUCAAUACAUUCUCACAUUCAACGCGCAAAUAUCCCCUUCCCAGAAUAUUAAGGUACUGAUGUGGACGAUUGAAAACCUUACGUCCUACAAGCGUGUUGUGAAAAGUCUUUCCGAUGGGGAUGCGAUGAGGUCGAUACCAGAGCUGUUCUUGAAAGGCCCUAUGACAGACGCUAGCCCCCUUACAGACGAUACUAUAGAUAUUCAAGAUGGUGUGCCCGAGUCGAUGAACCCAAUGCAGAAAAUCGCGAUAUCAAGAGCAAUCCAGGAGGAUGGGGACAAGGUGGUACUGAUUCAAGGCCCUCCUGGAUGUGGUAAAUCGACGGUGAUCGCCGAAAUAAUCCAUUUGCUUACCACCCAUGACCGAGGUAACGCGGGGAUGCGAGUCCUGGCGUGCGCACAGACGAACGUUGCUGUGGUAGAUCUUGCAUAUAAGUAUGUUACCACUAAAAAACCUAAGGACAAGUUUGCAUGUGUUAUGGAUAUGAAGCUACCCAAGAUCACCGAUAGCCGCAAGAGAGUCGUGCUCGAGCCAUUUACAAUUAUCGCUCGAUAUCAUCAAGUUGUCAAUGCUGUGUUGCAUACCGUCAUACGCGUCUUUGGGCGUACCCCCACUGCGUGUCACGGGAGCACGACAAAGGAUGGAGUUAAGAAUAUUGUGGCCGCCGAUUUCAAUGCGUGUGUGGAAAGUGGUUUAAUCGAACUACUGCCUCAGAGAGUUCGCACUCUUCUGAUGUUUACGCAGGCCGCGAUAGGCGGCUCUACGCUGCCGCCUGACGCUUUGGCCCGGAUGAAGCGCUUUGUUUCAGGAAUGCGCAACGAACUUAAGCUCUUUUUUGAACCCAUCGAGCUCGAGUCGUUGCUCGAACUUUGCAGUGUUAGUCAGCAUACAGGCUCGUCGGCACGCCCUACACCUAUACCUAUUUACGAAUGGGUGAAGCAAGCCCUCCUUGACGCAGCGUCUGUUGUAUUUUGCACGAUUAAUAUUGGGAUAUCGUUGACUUAUAAUAGACGCUUGGACAGUCUAGCGUAUAUCGUUGUCGAUGAGGCAGGACAGGCACUAGAGCCAGAUGUGGCUGCACUAAUGUGUGUUGAUUCAUGCUUUCGUCGCCUUAUCUUGGUUGGUGACCCAAAGCAGCUCCCAGGAUAUUGCGCAUCCAACCGAGGCAAGCGCGAGAUGAUGGACCGCAGCCUCAUGGAGCGUCUCCAGACAUACCGACUGUGCCAUUCUACACUUCUCGAUGUACAAUACCGCAUGCACCAAGACAUCUGUGCUUUUGUGUCCCGAACCUUUUACGAUAACAGAUUGACCUCCGACAAAUCUAUCCAUAACAGGAGCCCUGUUACAGCACUACCAGCAGUUAUGCACAUUAUGUUUAGGGGGUCUCAGGCGAGCCAGUCAAAAAUCACGAAAACGAGUGUAGUGAAUAUCGAUGAGGCUAGAUACAUUGUCGCCCAUGUAAUCAACGUGCUGUUGCCGUCCAGACGGAAGCAAGCCUCUUCAGCCAAGCCCGUGACUAAACCUGAGUCUGGAUCAACAUCUUAUGCUGACAUGGCGGCGAAACUCCCGCAAAAGAUAGAGGCGCGACAACCUGCAGAAGCCGCCACGGUCUCUAUUGGAAUCAUAUGCAUUUACAAACCACAAGCCAACGUUAUACAAUACCUUGUCGACAAGGCACUGCCCCAAAAAUUAUCUGAGUUCAAUAUAGUCGUUAAAACCAUAGAUUCAUUCCAGGGGCAGGAGUGCGACGUUAUCUAUGUGGCGCUUACAAGAACUAACAAAAUCAACGCUUUUAUGGUCAAUGCUAAUCGCGUUAACGUGGCAAUUUCGAGAGCUCGACACCACCUAAUUGUAGUGGGAGAUGCAAAUCUUUCGCUGACAGGCAAACAAGGCGCCUCCUUAUCAUCCUACUGGCAUAAGCUGUGUGUGGGCAGGAGAUCCAUGGUUAUCGAACGAAAGCACAUGAAGAACGUACCUCUGUACGAAGGACCUGAACACGUUGCUGCUAUGAAGGCUGUGGCAAUGCCAGUAACACCGACCACAGUCAAAGAGAUCAUAGCUAAGGCAUUGGCUGCCACAACUCCUAUUUGGGCCAUUCAUUAUGAGAGGCUCAAGGUAGACCCGGAAAUCCCGCAAGGAAUCCAUAUACUCGAAUAUGUUGUGCAAGCGCUGGCUAGUGGGGACUUUGACGCGGGAGAUGGCGGUAGAACAACUAGACCUUUAUUCCGCAAACAAAAAGGAGCAUCCCUGUUCUUCGUUACCUCGGUGUGUGAUACAGUGUGCCUUGCGUGGACCGUGGUGGUGCACGGGCACCGCCAGGCCAUUGAGCUUCUUGGCAUCGGAGACAAAACAUUCAUCGAGAAGAAGGUCUGGCCGCUGCUCCGCCACGACAUCAAAGAGCAACCAGAAUGGAAGCUCUCUGCGUCUAUGAGUCUGUGGUCGUCUGGUAUAAGCGUAGACCUCUCCAAGGAUAUGCCAAAAAGUACGUCGUUGCUCUAUGUGCCUGCAGAUGUAGAUGUUCCUGCCGCUGACUUAUUGGCGGAUGUACCAGAAAAUGCACAUCUUUUGAACGAUCGCGACCAUACUAAGCUCAUGGCGUCCAUGAGGUCCAGACCCAUUAUGAUUCUUGGAGGUGGGGGUACUGGCAAGACGGAGUGUAUGCUGGAUAUGAUCGAGCAGCAACUGGACAUGGAUACAGACUAUGACAACAUGCAGCUUUAUUUGGGAGCAACAGAUUCGUUAGCCAACUGGUCGUCGGUGAGGCUACUAAAACGGAAGAGUAUAACGGAACAGGGCUUUAGGAUGGUAUCGUUCACCAGUCUUCCAUCUCUACUCACAAAGCUCUACAUGUCGAGUAGCGCCAUACGCGGGAGGCUCUUUGUGGAUCGUAACGUAUUUAGAUCUGAAUAUAUGGAUGCCAUGCCUGCAAUGGUCCGCAGUAUUGGCGCCGAUGAGCUCUACGAUACUAUCCUCGCACGCAUGGAUAUAGAGGCACACAACAGUACUAGGUUCCUUAGGUCAGAGCACAAGACAGCGCACAAGGUGUACAAAUCGAUCAAAGCAUCGCGUGGCCAUAUCGAUGCUUACGAUCUUCACGCACUUGUCAAACGAGACCCGCAACGAUUAGUGGCUAUGGCAUCGAAGAUAGCACGCAUCUACUUAGAUGAGGUCCAAGAUAUAUCAUGGACAAUGUGGUCCGUAAUCGAGAUAAUGCUCUCUGCACGCACCUCGAGCGUGGUGUGUGCUGGUGAUUUUACACAGCGACUUACACCAGGGAUUUCAGUCAAUGGCAUAAAGACGCUUAUCUAUAAACACCUCCCCAAGAGUAUGGAGACCAUUAGAUUUAAGACAAAUUAUCGAUCGGACCCUAACAUUAUAUCGCUCGCAAACCGUAUCCAAUCGUACACCCACAUGAGAGAACACGCAAUGGAACCGUCUCUCUAUUCUAAGGAAAGCAGCAACUCCGUGACACUGGUAGAGAUACAGGACAUCGAGCAUGAAAAUGUAGCCGAUGUGUUGCGCUAUAUCGGAGUACCAUCCAACAACUACAGAGCUGCGAUCGUCACAUCGUCGUCAUGGGCACAUCGGCUUCGUGAGACUUUGGGUAAAUCUCACAAUGUCUUUAGUGCUUACGAAUGCAAGGGUCUCGAGUUCGACCUUGUUGUGUGUUGGGAUCUCUUCAACCCAAGCAUGGGUGUAAAAACGUCGACUUUAAGGCAUAACAUGGGAGCUUCCACCUUAGAUAAGGGUAAUAUUGAGGAAGACGAGAACUUUGAGAUAUACUUGAACCACCUCUACGUAACCGUUACAAGGGCACGCAAGCAUCUUAUAGUGGUCGUCCCACCGUGUGAUAGAACCAGUAUUAUGAUCAGGGCACUCGGGAUUAACGAUGUCGUCCAUUACAGCGAGGUCCAGGAGCGUGGACCUCUGCCUGAAAUUAUCAUUCCAAUAGAUGAGCUCAGUGUGUCUGACGAUCUAAGAAUGGCGAUUGUAAUGAGAGAGAGAGGCUUGCUUCAGCAGGCCCUCAACGUCUUUGAGCAGAAUGGCGACGCUGCACAAGCAGGGUUUACAAGAGCUCUAAUCCACCGAAAAGAGCACAGGCUUCGCGGGGAAGAUCACGAGAUCCAGCUUUGUAUUUCUGAGUGUUACGGAGUGAUCGAGGAAUUGCACCAGUCGACAGAGAGUGUUCUCAAAAUCGAGGAUGUAAAGCUAUUCCUUGCCCAGGCACUGGUCGCUGAUAAGCAGUAUGCUGAAGCCUGUUUGCUUUACGAAGACCUGGAGAUGGAAGAUGAACUGGUCGCGUGCCUAAUCGAGGCAGUCGAAUCAAAGUCUGAAGAUGUAGCGCAGCUACAAGACCUUGUAUCCGAUCAAGCUGUAGCUAUAUGGGAGCAUUUCAAGGACAACAAUAGAUACGCAAGAUUUGUUAUUGCGUUAAUGCUGAUAUUCAAAUCUUCGCCUGUAGAUAUAGUCCAGUCGAUGCUCUCGCACAUUCCAUCCAAGACAGGGCUUAUUAUGAUGCAUAACUCCCUGGUAGAGGCCAAUAAAAGCGUAUCUCCCAUAUGGGAAGUAUUCCGAAGAAGAAAGUCGCUGCAGAUUGGCCCCGGGUCAGAAGAGUCGGAGGAACUGACAUUUUUAGAAUGGAGCUCAUUGCGACGCCUCGAUGGCCGGCACGCUAACAAAGACUUGGGUUACAUUAUGUCUGCUCAUUGCUUGCCAAACUAUCAGUCGUUAAUGGCAUGUCUGUUUGUUGGGCCUAGAAACAACAUGACCACCGACAUCUUGUCACUCCAUAUCCAAUCGGGUGCUAUGCUAAAGGUGUGUCGAUCGCUGGAAGUGCCUUUGAAGCAUGUGGCAAUGAAGAUGAGCGAACUCUCGUGCCCCCUCCCAGAUUUUAUGACACUUCAUUCCCAAAUAAGCGAAGAAGAGUCAAGGAUGCACCUGCUUGCCGAGGCGUACAAGAUGCAUAAGCUCAAGAUGAGGGGUAGCGAGCAUCAACUCACGCUCUUUAGAUGGUGUGCAAAGAUGAGUGGGGCCUGCUAUCUAUCUGGUUUCGAAUAG
Molecule: messenger RNA, 5478 nt
Organism: Lobosporangium transversale
Lineage: Eukaryota; Fungi; Mortierellomycota; Mortierellomycetes; Mortierellales; Mortierellaceae
Product: P-loop containing nucleoside triphosphate hydrolase protein
Exons: 2
Coding region: 1-5478 (1825 amino acids)
Molecular function (GO): 5'-3' DNA helicase activity
Source: RefSeq, a predicted model, not a curated record